Molecule: messenger RNA, 1977 nt
Organism: Enterobius vermicularis (human pinworm)
Lineage: Eukaryota; Metazoa; Nematoda; Chromadorea; Rhabditida; Oxyuridae
Source: the annotation of a GenBank genome assembly
AUGGAACCGAUAAUACAAGUGAUAAAUAAGUUAAGAGAAGUAUUUUCUGCUGUAGGUGCUCGAGAUGCUGAAAUUCAGCUACCUCAAAUUGUUGUUGUUGGGGCGCAGAGUUCUGGUAAAAGUUCUGUUUUGGAAGGAAUCGUCGGCAGAGAUUUUCUACCGAGAGGCACCGGGAUCGUAACCAGGCGACCUUUAGUGCUGCAGCUAAUCAAUGUACCCUUAGAAGACAAAGAAGCACGGAUGGAUGAUAAUGGUGCGUUGGAGUUUGCAAGGUUUGACCAUAAAGCGAAUAAAGUCUAUACUGAUUUUGAAGCUGUCAAAAACGAAAUUGAAGCUGCUACCGAUGAACUAACAGGAUCGAAUAAGGGUAUUUCAGGGAUACCAAUUGGUUUGAGGAUCUAUUCUCCCAGUGUUGUGAACUUGACGUUGAUCGAUUUGCCUGGUAUUACAAAGGUUCCAGUUGGAGACCAGCCAUCCGAUAUUGAAAUCCAGAUUCGCGACAUCAUUUUCUCAUAUAUUUGCAAUCCGAAUUCUAUAAUUUUGGCUGUAACUCCAGCAAAUCAAGAUUUUGCCACAUCUGAACCACUAAAAAUGGCUCGAGAAGUUGAUCCUGAGGGGUGUCGUACUCUGGCCGUCCUGACCAAACUUGAUCUAAUGGAUCAAGGUACCGAUGCUGUGGACGUUUUACUUGGAAGACUUGUCCCUGUAAAACUAGGGAUUAUUGGAGUUGUGAAUCGCUCUCAAGCAGACAUUGUCAGUAAAAAGUCGAUCGCUGAAAGUCUUCGCUAUGAACAAUCAUUUUUGCAUAGGAAGUAUCCUACCUUAGUCAGCAGAAGCGGGACCCCUUACUUGGCCAAAACCCUCAACAGAUUGCUUAUGCAUCAUAUAAGAGAAUGCUUGCCACAACUCAAGAUGCGUGUAAAUAUGAUGGUCUCACAUUACCAAUCUGAACUUAGAACUUACGGAGAGCCAGUUCAAGAUUAUGGUCGGACUUUACUGCAGAUCAUCACUCGGUUUGCGACUGCGUACGCUGCUGCAAUUGAGGGCAUAUCAAAAAACAUUGAGACUUCUGAACUGUGUGGUGGGGCUCGCAUAGGAUACAUCUUCCAUGAGACAUUUGGCAAAGUUCUGGAAGCUAUUGAUCCAUUGGAUGGGCUAACGCAGCUUGACAUAUUAACUGCUAUGCGCAAUUCUACAGGUACACGUAUGGCCAUAUUUGUCCCUGAAAUGAGCUUUGAAUUGCUCGUGAAAAAACAGAUUAGCCGUCUGGAAGACCCUAGUUUACGUUGUGUUGAAUUAGUGCAUGAAGAGCUGCAGCGUAUUGUGCAACAUUGUGGCCAACAAACACAGGUUUUAAGACUUAUUUCGUUCGUUAGAGUGUACAUAAAUCGUUAUUUUUUUUGUGUUCAGCAAGAAAUGAUGCGGUUCCCACGAGUUAAUGAGGUUGUAAAUGCUUUAUUGAGAAAAUUAGCGUACAUUAAUGCUAAGCAUCCCGAAUUUGCGAAUAGUGCACUAAAAAAAAUCAUAAGGGUAAGUAGAUUUUUCAGUUUACUUAUCUCGCUUGAAAAUCCAAAGUUAAUCUUUAUUUCUUUUGAAGCUAAUUAUUUCGUUAAUCUUUUAGAAAAGUCUCGCUUUCUACCUGAGGUUCCGGAGAAAACUAUAACUCGAAAGUUAACAGCUCUAGAAAAGAGCGAGUGUAGAAUAAUAGAAAAACUUAUAAAGAAUUAUUUCACGAUAGUGAAGAAGAAUGUGCAGGAUGCAGUACCAAAGGCCAUAAUGCAUUUCUUGGUAAACUAUGUGCGGGAUAAUUUACAAAGUGAAUUAGUUAGGGAGUUGUACAAUCAAGAGGAGAAUGAGGAUUUGCUCUCCGAGAGUCCUCUAACAGCUCAGAAACGAAAAGAAUGCAUGGAUAUGUUAAAAGCCUUGGAGAAAGCGACCGGAAUUAUUAGCGAGAUUCGUGAGGUGCAUGUUUUUUGA